Messenger RNA from Xenia sp. Carnegie-2017, 945 nucleotides. RefSeq lists its product as uncharacterized. The transcript is spliced from 3 exons. NCBI's taxonomy places the organism in Eukaryota, Metazoa, Cnidaria, Anthozoa, Malacalcyonacea, Xeniidae. Bases 1 to 945 code for a protein of 314 amino acids. The record is from RefSeq and is a predicted model, not a curated record.
AUGUUCCUUAUUUAUGUGAACGAAAUACCUGGCAUCAUCACGUCUACUGACAAAUUAUUUGCUGACGAUACCAAAAUCUACCGACAGAUAAAUAAUAUCGAUGAUUCUAUUGCUUUACAGAUAGAUCUGACAACCCUCGACCUAUGGGCGGAUCGUUGGCAGAUGAAAUUUAAUUCUACCAAAUGUGAAGUCAUGAGAAUUACACAUAACAGAGACAAAAAGUCCAUGCGGUACAAUAUAUCAAGUACAGUGUUGAGGAAUGUAUCUAAUUACAAAGAUCUUGGAGUUAUUAUGUCUAGUGAUCUAAAAUGGUCAAAACAUGUUGAACAAAUAGUUCACAAAGCCAAUAAGGUUCUUGGCUUACUUAAACGCACAGUAGGCGGUAAAAACAAAGGUACUUUUUCAAACUUGUACAAAACCUUGGUUCGUCCAAUCUUGGAAUACGCCUGCCCGGUGUGGUCACCACACCUCAUGAAAGACAUCGAUGAAAUUGAGAAGAUAAAAAGAAGAGCCUCGCGAAUUGCCUUAGGCCAAAGAAGACAAGAGAUGGCGUACACGGAGAGGUGUAAAAUUCUUAAAUGGAACUCUUUAGUACAAAGGAGAGAUUUCCUUUCCUUAGUGGAAUGUUACAAAACUGUAUUCAAUCUAAAUGGAUUGAAUUUCAGCGAAUAUUUUGAACUUUGUAAAAACACUAAAUCGAGAUCUAACCACCCACAUAAACUACAACUCAAACUCCUGAUUGUAUUCAGUGCUACACAAGGAAAUAGUGAAAAAGGAGACAUUGCUUUAGACGAAAUAUAUCUUAGCCAUAGAAAAUGCGCAGCAAUUCCAAAACUUCCACCAGAAUCAUGCCCCCUGGUCUGUGAAAAUGGCGGCUCGUGGAAUCUUGAAAGUAUCAUAAGCUGGGGGAAAAGAUUGCGCAGAUGGUUACAGUGUGUUUACUAA